Messenger RNA from Sporothrix schenckii 1099-18, 1251 nucleotides. Its product is annotated as alpha-ketoglutarate dependent xanthine dioxygenase. The transcript has 2 exons. The record is from RefSeq and is a predicted model, not a curated record. NCBI's taxonomy places the organism in Eukaryota, Fungi, Ascomycota, Sordariomycetes, Ophiostomatales, Ophiostomataceae. Bases 1 to 1251 code for a protein of 416 amino acids. Gene Ontology annotation, molecular function: oxidoreductase activity.
AUGGUCAUCGCCGCUGUCGUUACAGAAACUGAAGAAGCGGGCGCCCCUGGGCUGCACCUGCUGCCGCCCAAGGAGAUAUUUGAGCUGCCUCAUGCCGAGACUACCACAGGUCGCAUCCAGCCCAUUGCGCACGCCGCCGACAGCAAGGUCGACUUUGGCGCACUGGUCUACGGGAUUGACCUCAACAAGUUUACCGAUGCCGACUUUGACUUCAUCUCGGACGCACUGCACAAGCACAAGCUGCUCGUCUUCAAGGAGCAGCCGGGCAUGCUGCGCCCGCAGCAGCAGUACCGCCUGACGGCGAGCUUCGACCCGGACGAGACGACGGGCGGCUUUGCGCACGGCAAAGAUCCGUUCUUGCUGCACCACAACGGCGUCGACAUCUACGGCAUCCCCAAGCGGCCCGCCAUCCCCGAGCAGCCGCAGGUGCACAUCCUGGGCCGCGGCCCCUUGGGCCCCGACCACUACGGCUUCCCGGCUGGCUUCGAGAUCCAAGGCAUCGACCACCACGAGUUCCACCUGCCGCCGCACAUCAGCGACGAGGACCGCGAGGCCGGCGCGUCGCGCUUCUACCAGUGGCAUUUUGACGGCUCCCUCUACAACAUCCCGCCGCCACGCGUCGGCUGCCUGCUGGCCGUCCAGACGCCCAAGGGCCCUGACGUCACCGUGCGGUGGGACGACGGCUCGGGCACGGAGAUGCGCAUGCCGCCCGGCGCCACGGCCAUGGUCGCCGGCAGCCGUGCGCUCGCGCUGCUCGACGAGGCGACGCGCCAGACGGCGCUGCACAGCCGCAUCGAGUACGCGCCGCAUGCGUUUGCGUGGAUGGCGCCCGCCCGCAGCACGCGGCUCGGCCACUUGAUCGAGACGGAGGGCCGCGAGGUGCCGCUCACCGCGCUGCCGCCCUGGUCCCCGGACAAGGUGUGCAUCUACCCGAUGGUGUGGACGAACCCCAAGACGGGCGAGUUGUCGCUGCAGGUGCACGGCCAGGCUGCGCUCCGGCUAUACCUCAAGAGCCGCGCCGACGGGCCCGAGACGAUUGUCAGCGACCUCGCAGAGGUGCGUGCGUUUAUGCACAAGCUGAUGCGGCCCGUGCUGGAGCCGGAGAACAUUUACGCGCACGACCACCAGGAGUCGGACGUCAUCCUGUGGUACAACCGCGCACUGUGGCACAGCAUUACCGAAUUUCCCAAGUCGUACGGCCCUCGCGUCAUGCACCAGUGCAAUAUAGCUGCAAGCGACCACCCGCAGUAG